CAAAAUUAAAGAAGAUGGGAUGCUGAGCUUCAAAAAGAGAUAAUCCUUUAAAAUUUAUCAGAAUAGGUAAAUCCAGAUCUAUUGAAGAAAAUAGCAUAAGCAAAUCUGAUGCUGGUAACAACUCUAACACUGGUUCUGUUGAAUCAACUCAGACACAGAGUAUUAAAGAAAUGGCUCCUCCUAGACAUCUUAAAAAGAUAUCACCUCCACUUAGAGAACUAAUUGCUGAAAGGAAGACUCAAGAGCUUAGUGGUUCACCCAAGAUUAAAAUUGACUGAGAAUGAAAGUCUACAAAUAGCCAAAUCGACUCAGACCUGCAAGAAUUUACUCAAUGGGAAUUUUCAAAUAACUAUUCAAAUGAAUCAAGAUUUUUAGAGGGAAAUAAGAACAAUUCGAAAACUCAGGGAAUGAAUAUAUUUUAAAAACAGUAGAGCAAAGGUUAAUAAAGAAAAUAUAAAGGCUCAUGGCAGAAAAGAGCAGAAGAAAUUAGAAUUAGAUAAUAAAUCCUUUCAAGACAAAGAUACGAGAAGAGUUUCACAAAAGACAAACAAAGUGUUAAAAAGUAGUAGUCUAGACAAGUGACAUUUUAGACCCAAAGGAAUAACAAACCCCUAUUAUGACUGAUUUAUUAAUUCUGUGCUUCAGGCUCUUUUCGGUGUUCAUGAAUUUAUAUUAUACUUCUGAGCAAAGGAGUUAUUUAAGGAUAAUUCUAAACAUUUAUUAAAUAAUAACUGUUUUGUUGAAGACAGUAACAGAAAUCAAGAAUUAUCAAAGAAUCUUAAAGAGUUGAUGCUGGAGUAUUUUUCUGAUGAACCAGGGCCGAUUUCCAACUCUGCAUUUAGAAAAUUAUUUGAUAAAGAAUAUCCCCCUUCUCAACAACAUGAUGCUUGUCAAUUUAUCAUGCAUCUUUUUGAACAUCUUCAAAAAGAACAUGAUCCACCAAGUGGAACAUUUGUGUCUUCAGGACAUAAAAAUGGCAAAGAAGCCUGGAAGAGAUAUGCAAAAAGUCAUACUUCAAUUAUUGAUCAGCUGUUUAUAGGAAUGUACCAGACAGUGUUUACUUGAGAAGGAUGACAUGAGCAAGUCAUAAAUUACGAAGAGUUUAAUAGUAUCCCAAUAAAUUGCUAUGAAAUGGAAGAAAACAAAGGAUUUGAAGAAUGGAGAGAUUUUACUAAAUUUGAAGACUCCCAAAUACUGUGAAAAACUUGUAAAUCUCUUAGAAACUGUACUAUCCAGAAGAAAAUAAUAAAAUUCCCAAAGUACCUAAUCCUCUCCUUCCAAAGACUCGACCCCUUCACAAGCUCAAAAAUCAUCUCCAAAAUAAACUUCCCUACCCAAUUCUCCCCCAAAUACACCCUCCUCAGCUGCAUCCACCACUCAGGCACCCUCACCUCCGGCCACUACACAGCCAUGUGCAAAAGAAACUCCGAAUGGUUCCACUUGGAUGACUGCACCUUCACCAAAAUCUCCAGGAAGAAAAUCCAAACUUCUGAUGCCUACAUUCUACUUUACGAGCAGCAGUAG
Moneuplotes crassus is the source of this 1524-nucleotide messenger RNA. NCBI's taxonomy places the organism in Eukaryota, Ciliophora, Spirotrichea, Euplotida, Euplotidae. The record is from the annotation of a GenBank genome assembly.